Trichoderma reesei QM6a is the source of this 1038-nucleotide messenger RNA. RefSeq lists its product as uncharacterized. The record is from RefSeq and is a predicted model, not a curated record. The coding region runs from base 1 to 1038 and encodes 345 amino acids. The transcript has 3 exons. Gene Ontology annotation, molecular function: oxidoreductase activity, acting on NAD(P)H. NCBI's taxonomy places the organism in Eukaryota, Fungi, Ascomycota, Sordariomycetes, Hypocreales, Hypocreaceae.
AUGGCAACACAAACAGCUAUCCAGAUGAAAGGCCCAGGCAAGGCCGAAGUCGUCACGGACACUCCCAUGCCUCGGCUUCGCGACGACUACAUCAUUGUGAAGACAGCGGCUGUGGCCCUGAAUCCGACCGACUGGAAGCAGAUUGACUACCUCACCAGCCCUGGAGCAAUUGUGGGCUGUGACUACAGUGGUGUAGUAGAGCGGGUUGGGCCUGCUGUCAAGCAUGGGCCGCAUGUUGGCGAUCGAGUCAUGGGAAUGGUUCACGGUAGCAAUCACUCGAACCACGAAGACGGAGCGUUUGCGGAACAUGUCACUGCCAAGGGGGAUCUUCAAAUCAAGAUUCCCGACUUCAUGACGUUUGAAGAAGCUGCAACGCUGGGCGCCGGCAUCAUCACCGUUGGCCAGAGUCUCUAUGAAUGCCUCGAGCUGCCCCUGCCUGAUGACCCUCCCAUGCGGCCCUUUCCAGUGCUGAUAUACGGAGGCAGCACUGCGACGGGCACCCUUGCAAUACAAUUGGCAAAGCUGUCUGGCUUGGAAGUCAUCACGACGUGCUCCCCCCAGAACUUCCACCUCGUCCGCAGCCUUGGCGCGGACUACAUGUACGACUACAACUCACCAAGCUGCGCCCCCUCGAUCCGCAAGAUCACCAAGAACCGACUUGCCCACGUCUUCGACACUAUCUCUACUCCCGAGACGGCAGAGCUAUGCUGCUACGCCAUCGGCAGCUCAGGCGGCAAGUAUACUGGCCUCAGCGGCCUGGCAGAGAUUCCACGGGACGACGUCGCGAAUUUGCACGUCAUGGCGUACACGGCCUUUGGAGAAGCUUUUGACUUUGGAGAUGAGAAUAUCCCCGCGAAUCCCAAGGAGUACGAGUUCGCCGUCAAGUUCAUGGGCUUGGCUCAGGGGCUGCUAUUCCAGGGAAGGAUCAGGCCGCAUCCGCAGAGCAUCAGGACGGGGGGGUGGAAUGGCAUCUUGGAUGGACUGCAGGAGAUGCGGGAGGGCAAGGUGUCGGGCGUGAAGCUGGUGUAUCCGGUUUGA